AUGGACGAAGGACAUACAUACACCCAAAUGGGAUGCGGUGCCGUCUUUGCAACAGAUACUUUCUUCAUCACACCAAAGGUCCCGCAGUUGACAAAACCCGGUACGACAGAAACGACAAUGACAGCUGAGACAUUGGAGCCGACGAGCGACACGACCGAUGAAACCGCCCCAUCGGAAAUCGCCUCUGAGACAGCGAACGAGGCCUCUGGUUCCCAUCCGAGCAGUAACGUGGGCGCAAUAGUUGGUGGUGUCGUUGGAGGCCUGGCUGUUAUUUGCGGGACUGCUAUCGCUGCUUUAUAUCUGUUACGGAAGAACCGUGGUGAUAGACCGGAGACUGAGAAGGGAACUGCUACGAAACCGACGGCACCGGACGAUAGACCUAAGGAGCUGGAUGUAUCGAACCCUUUUGGGUUGUUGGAGAGUAAACAAGCUUCUGAGUUACAAGGGAGUGCCAGUCCAGCUCCUCCACAACUUCCUCCGGUCGAGCUACCCUAG
Messenger RNA from Fusarium coffeatum, 495 nucleotides. RefSeq lists its product as uncharacterized. The record is from RefSeq and is a predicted model, not a curated record. The coding region runs from base 1 to 495 and encodes 164 amino acids. Lineage: Eukaryota; Fungi; Ascomycota; Sordariomycetes; Hypocreales; Nectriaceae. The transcript has a single exon.